UUUUUUUUUUUUUUUUUUUUUUUUUUGGCACUGCUAUUAGUCACCCCUGCACUCACCAGACGGUUUUCCGUCCGUCUGCCUCCACCACUGCUCAGUGUUUGUGAGUGUUUCUGAUGGCUGUCAGCAUGACCAUGGGACGGGACACCAAAUGGCUGACCCUGGAAGUGUGUCGUGAGUUUCAGAGAGGCACCUGCUCACGUUCUGAUGCCGAGUGCAAGUUUGCUCACCCCUCCCGGAGCUGCCAUGUGGAAAAUGGCCGAGUCAUUGCCUGCUUUGACUCACUCAAGGGGCGCUGUGCACGUGAAAACUGUAAAUACCUGCACCCACCUCCACACCUGAAAACCCAGCUGGAGAUUAACGGGAGGAACAACCUGAUCCAGCAGAAGGCAGCAGCAGCCAUGUUGGCUCAACAGAUGCACUUUAUGCUACCUGGAGCACAGCUGCAACCCAUAACAACAUUUUCAGCGACGCCCUCCCUGGCAACAAGUCCCAAUAUGGUGUUCAGUCCAUAUCUGAGCCACAUGGGCCCAGGCAUGGGCUUGAUGCCUGAGCUGCUGCCCAGUACUCCCCUGCUGGUUCCUGGGAGUCCCACUGGCCUGGCAGCCCUGGGUAAUGGCACAUCUGCACAAAAGCAUGUGCGCACAGAUAAGCUGGAGGUUUGUCGAGAGUUCCAGCGUGGUAACUGCACGCGGGGUGAGAGCGACUGUCGCUACGCUCACCCCCUGGAGGCCAGCAUGGUGGAUUGCAGUGAGAACUCGGUCAUUGUCUGCAUGGACUACAUCAAGGGCCGCUGCAGCCGAGACAAGUGCAAGUACUUCCAUCCCCCGGCUCACCUGCAGGCAAGGAUUAAGGCUGCACAGCACCAAGCCAUUCAAAACACAUCUUCUGCAACCUUGGCUCUGCCACAAGGGGCUGUGCAGCCGCUACCGAAGAGGCCGAUCUUAGAGAAGAGCAAUGGAGCUGCUGCCACUGUCUUCAACCCCAGCGUAUUCCACUACCAGCAAGCCCUGGCUAACAUGCAGCUCCAGCAACCAGCCUUCAUCCCCACUGGACACCACAGCUGGGAAUCAGCAUCUGCGCUGUAUGUGGUAAUGGACUCUACUGAAUGAUUAAAGGACAACCUGACCACACUGAUUAAUGUGUUUUAGCCAGUCAACUACAAUUAAUAUUACUGCCCAUUCAAUAUAAUAGACCUGAAGAAAGUUUGGGACUUUUGUCUAACAGUGACAGUGAAUGGCUGGUGUGUGUUUUAUUGUUUGAAAUGUUGGCAGAAAAUGCAGGGAACAAGGUGAAACAGUGAUGCCUGGCUGAACUCAACCUGAGGUCGUUGCAGUUAUGUUGUCAGUGCCCUAGACCCUUAAGCCAACAAGGCACUUUGAAAGAAUAGAAAAUGUUUUGAAAACUCUCCCUUAUGUAUCCAAAGAAGCUCUGACAUUGAAAUUUGGGUUUUGCUGCUGCUGAAAAAAAAAUCUGAAGCUUAGAAAAUUAAAAAUUGGUGGUUGCUUUUAUACCUCUGAUGUCUCCCUAAGGUCUUCUGAACAAAACAGUAAAAAAAAAAGCUUUAAAAGCAGUCCUUACCCACAAUUGCAACCAUAUGUGACAUGGUUGGUACUGUAAUGGAUAGUAAAGGUGACUAAAUGUCUUGGAUUACCUCUUUUUGACAAGCGCUAGGUUUCUGUGUGUUGAUUUUUAUACUGUCAGUUCAUUGGUGAACAAUAGUAUAAAACUGAAGACAUUUGCAGGCAAUUAGCUUAAAGUGGUCCUUCAGAGUUGUUAGUAGAGACUGUUUCCCCCAGAAAUCUUUUCUGGCACAGUGUAAAGAGGACGAUAGAGGUUUUGCAUGCACACGUUAAAAAUUUGGUUAUUUAUUUCUCACGCAACACCAGACUUUUGGUUGUUAAUUUCCAUGUAAAGGUCACGUAAAACAAGAAGAGUAUUUCAAAAUAUUUAUUGGGCACAAAUAACUGUCAAAGCUACUAGUUACUUCACAAUCAAAGAGGUUAGAACAAACAAUCUUUGUAG
This is a messenger RNA of Monopterus albus (swamp eel), 2022 nucleotides long. It is a transcript of the gene mbnl3, whose product is annotated as muscleblind-like splicing regulator 3. Bases 114 to 1109 code for a protein of 331 amino acids. Gene Ontology annotation, cellular component: cytoplasm; nucleoplasm. NCBI's taxonomy places the organism in Eukaryota, Metazoa, Chordata, Actinopteri, Synbranchiformes, Synbranchidae. Gene Ontology annotation, molecular function: metal ion binding; RNA binding. The record is from RefSeq and is a predicted model, not a curated record. Gene Ontology annotation, biological process: regulation of RNA splicing. The transcript has 6 exons.